AUCAAAUAUUAAACAACAGCUGAUUUUAAUUAAGUUUUAAUUAGAACACUGUAAAACUCAAUUACCCAGAAACCCACAGGGCACCUUCACAGAGUUUAUAGCCCAGCUGAAGAACUGUUUGUUGUACAAAGGUCUUUAAUUCAUCGAGCGAUGUGGAGAACAAAAAAGAUUUUUAAUGUGUAGAAAACCUGAAGAUAAAUAAAUACAUGGGGGAAGAAAGAAAGAAAGAAAGAAAGAAAGAAAGAAAGAAAGAAAGAAAGAAAGAAAGGACUGCUGUGAUGUUGGAGUUUGUCCAGCAGGGGGCAGGAGUCACCAGGUCAGCUCUGAUGUUACAUGUUUACAGCCUCAUCAUCAUCAUCAUCAUCAUCAUCAUCAUCAUCAUGUGUCACGUGUGUGAUUACACAGAUCUACGUUUAACAAUCAACAGCUCAUUCUUGCAGCACGCGUCGUUACCAUGGCAACAUAAAGUCCUCAUCCUCUGUGGUCAGCUGUUCUUCCUGUCUCUCUGAGUCUCUGAGAGUCUCUGUGAGUCUCUGUGAGUCUCUGAGAGUCUCUGUGUCUCUGUGAGGACAGACUCCGGUCUGCAGGUCCGUCUGUUGAGCUGGUCUGAGGCUCAGUGAGGCGCACGAGGUCUCCGUCUGCAGUCACUCUGAGCGCGCGAGGAUCUGUGUCCAUCCGGAAACACGCGCACUGCUGCUGCUGGGUCAGGAUGGCACCGACGGAUUCAUGAGGAGCAGCUGAGGCGGACAUGAGUCUGGACAUCCAUGGAGAGGUUUUAUAAUGACAGCCAAGAAGACCAGAACCAGGACCACCCGGACCACCAGGACCGGCACCAGGUGGUCACAGCGGGAGCGGACAGCCCCGGGCGGAGUGGAGGCGCGAGUCUGCGCGCGCUGACCGGCUGCGUCCUGUGCGUCCUGAUCGUGUCCACCCUGCUCGGGAACACUCUGGUGUGCGCCGCCGUCAUCAAGUUCCGCCACCUGCGCUCCAAAGUCACCAACUCGUUCGUCAUCUCUCUGGCGGUGUCCGACCUGUUCGUGGCCGUGCUGGUGAUGCCGUGGCGGGCGGUGUCCGAGGUGGCCGGCAUCUGGCUCUUCGGGCGCUUCUGUGACACCUGGGUCGCCUUCGACAUCAUGUGCUCCACCGCCUCCAUCCUCAACCUGUGCAUCAUCAGCAUGGACCGGUACUGGGCCAUCUCCAGCCCCUUCAAGUACGAGCGCAAGAUGACGCGCCGGUUCGCCUUCCUGAUGAUCGGUGUCGCGUGGACCCUCUCCAUCCUCAUCUCCUUCAUCCCCGUGCAGCUCAACUGGCACCGCGCGGACGCGGACAACUCCACCGCGGACAACCCGGACGACUGCAACGCGAGCCUGAACCGGACUUACGCCAUCUCCUCGUCCCUCAUAAGCUUCUACAUCCCCGUGGUGAUCAUGGUGGGCACGUACACGCGCAUUUUCCGCAUCGCUCAAACCCAGAUCAGACGGAUUUCUUCUUUGGAGAGGGCGGCAGGACCGCGUGCGCAAAACCAACGGCACCGCGCGUCGACGCACGACGAGAGCUCCCUGAAGACUUCUUUCAAGAGAGAGACGAAGGUGUUAAAGACUCUGUCCAUCAUCAUGGGGGUGUUCGUGUUCUGCUGGCUGCCCUUCUUCGUCCUGAACUGCGUGGUCCCGUUCUGUGACCUGGACAAACUCGGAGACCCGCCGUGCGUCAGCGACACCACCUUCAGCAUCUUCGUGUGGUUCGGCUGGGCCAACUCGUCCCUGAACCCGGUCAUUUACGCCUUCAACGCAGACUUCAGGAAGGCCUUCUCCACCAUCCUGGGCUGUCAUAAAUACUGCUCCAGCUCCACGGUGGAGGCGGUGGACUUCAGCAACGAGCUGGUGUCUUAUCACCAUGACACCACCAUGCAGAAGGAGGUCUGCGCCAUGCCGGGCCCCGGGGCGCAGAGACUCCUGCCGCCUCCGCAUGCUCCGCACACGGGAGGUAACCUGGAGCAGGACUUUGACAAAGUUUCUGUCAUUUCAGGUGAAUCCCGCAACCACAACCUGCUGCUGCCCGCACUCCUGCAGUAUGAAUGUGAGGCGGAGAUUUCCCUGGACAUGAUGCCCUUCAACUCCUCCGGACCCACCGACUCUUAUCUCAUCCCGGGUCAGAUCCAGGACCUGUGAGCUCCUCUGAAACAGACUCACCUGUUCACUUCAAUGCAGCAUGGAGCGGUGACCUCUGACCUCUGCUGAUGGAGCCAAAAC
Messenger RNA from Larimichthys crocea (large yellow croaker), 2249 nucleotides. Its product is annotated as D(5)-like dopamine receptor. The record is from RefSeq and is a predicted model, not a curated record. Gene Ontology annotation, cellular component: plasma membrane. The transcript has a single exon. Gene Ontology annotation, molecular function: G protein-coupled receptor activity. Bases 765 to 2168 code for a protein of 467 amino acids. Lineage: Eukaryota; Metazoa; Chordata; Actinopteri; Sciaenidae. Gene Ontology annotation, biological process: adenylate cyclase-activating adrenergic receptor signaling pathway; positive regulation of MAPK cascade.